AGGUAACGCUCUGAGGCAGGGCUCGUCGUGGUGGGGGUCUCGUGCUCUGGUGCUGUUGCUCCUUGUUGCUCUGUGCACGGCUGCAGCAGCCUUGUGGCUCUACGUGACCCGUUUGGACCGUGACAUCACAGAAACGUUGGCCAGCCAGAGGGAACUGAUCUCUCCUGAACCCAGGGUCUACAGCGUGCCAUGCUCCGAGGACUACGACAACUACAAACGUUAUCCAGGAUGCACUCCUCAGAAAUGUGGCAGAGCAGUCACAGAUAGCGUGGUGACGAGGGAGGAGGCUCAGGUCCUUCGAAGGCUGGCUGAGAGAGGGAUGGCACUGGCUGGGUCAGAGGGAGGA
Molecule: messenger RNA, 346 nt
Organism: Austrofundulus limnaeus
Lineage: Eukaryota; Metazoa; Chordata; Actinopteri; Cyprinodontiformes; Rivulidae
Product: 2-oxoglutarate and iron-dependent oxygenase domain-containing protein 3
Cellular component (GO): membrane
Source: RefSeq, a predicted model, not a curated record